Sceloporus undulatus (fence lizard) is the source of this 2047-nucleotide messenger RNA. RefSeq names its product doublecortin domain containing 2 (gene DCDC2). Gene Ontology annotation, biological process: regulation of cilium assembly; cilium assembly; neuron migration. NCBI's taxonomy places the organism in Eukaryota, Metazoa, Chordata, Lepidosauria, Squamata, Phrynosomatidae. Gene Ontology annotation, cellular component: microtubule; axoneme; microtubule organizing center. The record is from RefSeq and is a predicted model, not a curated record. The transcript has 11 exons. Bases 195 to 1613 code for a protein of 472 amino acids.
UUCUCACUGAGGAAAUUAAUCAUUGAGGGACAUGCUUCUCAAGGCAAUGGGAGAGUGUGUGUCUGAGCGCUGGAGGAGGAGAGGCUGGCAACAUUCAGUGCAAGUGCACUUGUAGCUGGGUCUUCCAGCAGAACAAGGUGUGCAGAUCAAAGAAUUUACCACAAACCUGAAGAGGGAGAGAUUGAAGCUCAGCUAUGAGUAGUUCCAGUGCUAAACCAACACGCCUUUCGCAGCCAGUGGUGAAGAGUGUGAUGGUGUAUCGCAAUGGGGACCCCUUUUUCCCAGGUCGCCGGGUUGUCAUCCAUGAGAAAAAAGUGUCCAAUUUUGAUGUUUUCCUAAAAGAAGUGACAGGUGGAGUGAAUGCUUCUUUUGGGGCGGUGCGGAAUAUUUACACACCCCACGGUGGACAUCGUAUCCAGCAACUAGAUGAAAUUCAGAGUGGAGAGCACUAUGUUGCUGGUGGCCAGGAGGCCUUCAAAAAACUCAACUAUUUGGACAUUGGGGAGACAAAGAAAAGGCCCACUGAAAUUAAUAAUGAGGUGAAGCCAGUUACCCACAGUAGAAUAAAUGUAUCUGCACGGUUUCGAAAGCCGCUUCAGGAGCCAUGCACUGUUUUCCUGAUUGCUAAUGGUGACCUCAUAAGUCCAGCAGUACGCCUCUUCAUCCCAAGGAAAGCACUAAAUCAGUGGGAUCGUGUCCUUGAAAUGGUUACAGAAAAAGUCACACUCAGGACUGGAGCUGUAUAUAGGCUCUACACUUUAGAUGGAAAACUUGUUGAGAGUGGGUUGGAUUUGCAAAAUGGACAGUUUUAUGUUGCAGUUGGUAGAGAUAAAUUUAAGAAGUUGCCCUACAGUGAAUUAAUGUUCAGCAAGUCCACAAUGAGGAGACCUUAUGGUGCAAAAGCAUCCUCUUUGCCUCCUGCUGGUGGAUCUGGAAAGUCUAAAGGAAGCUCAAAAUCUACUGACACAGGAGAAACAGUCACCUCUCCUCUACUGCCAAAGGGCACGGACAAGAAUGGACAAAAUCAAGAGUUUAGGAAACCUGCAAAAUCAAAAGCGACAAUCAAAUCUCAUACUCUCCCUGAUAAUGAUGAUGGUGUUUACAAGGCUGGCAAAAAGCGCUCUGAAAUGCAAGGUGCUGUGGAAGUCCAGGAAGAUGAAGACACUCAGACUGAGGUCCCAGUUGAUCAGCGACCAGCAGAGACUGUGGAGGAGGAAGAAAAUAUAGCCCCAGAACAUAAGGCUCAGCAUCAAGGACACUAUUCAGCGAUGAAUGGAGAGGCUGAUCCAGGUGAAGAGACUGAGGAGGCCAUGAAUGGAAUGGAAGAAGACAAAGAGAAACUGAAUAGCCAUUACGAAGAUGCACAGCAAGGGCAGGAACUUGACCAAGGAGCAGAAGAAGAGUCCAUUCCUCAUAGAUAUGGUGAAACAAAUGAAGAAAAUGGUGAGGAAAUGGAUCAGAGUCAUCAUGUAGAAGAAACAAAAGAAGGUACUGAUUAUCAAAUCCAGGCUGAUUCCAAUUACGAAAAAACAUCACCUCCAAGAGUCACUGUCACCAGUCCACAGGAAAGUGAAAAAAAUGAACAAAGCAAUGAAUAUGCAGCAGUAGCAUAGACAUAUUUCAAAGGGUAUAGCUUAACAGAAAAUGAAGGAUUUUAUAUUUUGAAUGCCAAGCAUCUUUCUGUUUGCUUGAUUAAUUUAUAAUGCAAUGAUAUGAUGGAGCCCCACCCAUCGACCCUUGGUGUGAUAAUGUGGUAUCCAGUAAAUAGAUAAUUAAAUGAAUGCUUAUUAAGAGGAAGAAGGAAUUGUAGUCCCAUGCAUUGGUAUUCCUGUUAUGUGAAUUUUAACGGGAAGCAUGGGUGUUAAUUUAAUAAAUACUGUCAUUGCAGGAUACCUAAUGUGGAACUGUCCCCUCUCCCCAUGUAUGCUCACAAAAGAGAUGGUUAGACUUGUAAGCACUUGGUUAGAAGAGUUAAAUAAUAUUUUUGCAACUUUGAAAUUAAAAACCUGUAAUAUUUUUAAAGCUGAAUAAAUCUAUAUGUAUAUGA